This is a messenger RNA of Labeo rohita (rohu), 3772 nucleotides long. RefSeq names its product leucine-rich repeat-containing protein 49. The record is from RefSeq and is a predicted model, not a curated record. Lineage: Eukaryota; Metazoa; Chordata; Actinopteri; Cypriniformes; Cyprinidae. Gene Ontology annotation, molecular function: protein binding. The transcript is spliced from 18 exons. The coding region runs from base 149 to 2542 and encodes 797 amino acids.
UGCUAAGGACGCGCAGUGACGCGCUUUCCACGAGACUUGUUGAGAAACACUGCUGGAAAUGCAACAUGUUUUCCAUCUCAAGACUUACUGUCAUAAACGUGCAGUGAGUCGCGGAUGUUCGUGAACUCUGUGACAGGAAGGCGCGGACAUGCGCUCGUCUAAGCAGCAGGACGAGCAUCAGAAAGCGGCAUCAGGGCGAUUCCUGCCGCCGGCGGUUCACAGCUAUAAGCAGCACCUGGCAGCGGUGCGGUCAUUACUGCCGGACAGACUGACCCACAGACCGCUUGAUCUGAGGUUAUCAAAUGACCUGCAGAAAGCACUGAAUGUGAACCCAUCCAGAACCGAUGCUCGUCUGCACGUGUCUCUCCGUCCCUUGCGCGCUCCGGUCCUGUCCUGUGACAGUGAGCUCACGCCAGCGGAUCGUGGCGUUUUCUCUCUCCCUGUGGCUCUUCCUGUGGGGAUGGUGGGGGAUCUGGGGCCGCAGGCGUACCGCAUAAAGAGGGCCGCUCACAGCGCGGGGUCCGCGUCCCUUCAGAGCAAAGCAGCGCUUACUUACAUGCGGGGUGACACAGGAAGUCUGCGUGACAGUUCUGUCCCAUGUUUCCUGACUGCCUUCAGCUUCAGAGAUGACAUCACUUCCUGUCCGGAGAGACUGGAUCUGGACCGGCGCGGUUUGACGAAUGUCCCUCGUCUGGACGGGGCCGAGAACCUGCGUCUCCUCAACAUGCAGCACAACCUCAUCUCACACCUGCAGGACCUGCUUCACCUGCAGCGCCUCGUGUUCCUCGAUCUCCAUGACAACCGCGUGAUUGACAUGUCUGGCAUCUCCUCUCUCACCUCGCUGCGUGUGCUGCUGCUCGGGAAGAACAGAAUCCAGAGGAUCUGUGAUGUGGACGGCCUCACUAAACUUGACGUUCUGGACUUGCACAGUAAUCAGAUCUCUCAGAUUGAAAACGUGUCUUGUUUGUCAAAGCUUCGUUUGUUGAAUCUCUCUGGAAACCGCAUCACUCGAGUGGAGAAUCUGCGAGGUCUGAACUGUCUGACUGAACUAAACCUCCGUCACAACAGCAUCACAUCUGUGACGGAUGUGGAGAAUCUUCCUCGUCUGCAGCGUCUGUUUCUCAGCGCUAACAGCAUCAGCAGGUUUGAUGCGCUGGCCUGUCUGUGGCACUGCCGCUCUCUGAGCGAGCUGAGCGUCGAUGGGAACCCUGUCGCGCUGGAGUCAUGCUACAGACAGACUCUCCUCCGCUGCUGCUCGCCACACCUUCAGCUGCUCGACAUGAAGCGCGUCACAGAGGAGGAGAGACGCACGGCGAGCGUUUCAGCACGAAAGGAGGAUGAGAAGAAGAAAGAGAGUCACAAACAGGCUGCACACAAGGAAAGACGUCGACUUGCGAUCCAGAACGCAGCGCAGCAAUGGGAGGGUCUGAAAGCGUGCCUCGAGCUUCCUGCCCAGAACGGCACAAAGGAAGACGUCAGUCCAGACAACAGCCCCGCCCACAGCCCCGCCCAGACCAAUGGAAACACGCAGGAGACGUCACCGGAUGAGCCCAAACGCUUGAGUCCGCUCACAGUCUCAGCUGGAGGGAAUGAGAACAGGUUACGAUCAACAAGUCGACCAAACAGUCCCAGAGACCCCAGACCGCAGGACGCCGGCGGUCCCAGCGUUCAGAGUCUGUCUAUGUCUGACAGUCAUCUGGCGGAGCUGGACGGCGAGACGCUGCGUCUGUUCGGCCCCGGGGCCCUGGAGACGCUGGAGCGCUGCUGGGGCGUUCAGACAGCUGCGAGCGUCACCACCGUCGCCUUCAGAUACAUCCACUUUGACUCCAUCAUUCCCAUGUUCCUGCGCAUCCGCCUCAAAUUCCCGAACCUCACGCACCUGAUGUUCAUGGAGACGAGCAUCACUCAUCUCCCUCAGCUGGCGGCUCUGGCUCAGGUGCGGCGUCUGGAGCAGAUCAGUGUCCAUUCGGAGGGGAAUCCGGUGGUGGGUCUGACGCUCUGGAGAUCCUUCCUCAUCUACAGACUGCAGCAUCUCAACCUGCAGAAGAUCAACGGCACUGAGGUCACUAUGAAUGAGAUCAUGGCAUCGGAGCGGAUGUUCGGCGCUCUGGGUCACGUCGCUGCUACAGAAACGCCACGCUGCCGCCUGCUGCUGCUGCUGGAGGAGUCCAGGAAGCGGCAGCUGCAGUUCCUGUUGGACGGCCGCGGGCGCAGAAGCGGUCAGAGUCCAGAGGAGCUGAAGGAGAACGGCAAACAGCUGGGAGACGGUUUGAGCCGAGCGCUCUUCAACUAUCCCAGCAGACUGUCCGACGGCCCCGAGGAGGGCGGCGCUGACGCGGCGGAGCGUUCGGGGAUGGUGCAGCAGUAUCUGCGAGGGCUGAUCCACAGAGCGUCGGGUCACUGCGUGAAGGCAGACGCGCUGCAGAAGAUCUGGCCGUCGCUCUUCAGCGAGAUCGUGAGAGACGCCGUGCUGGAGAUGAGGGACAGACAGGCCUUCAGACACACCAGUCUCCAGCGGCUCCACAGAAAAUCACAGACGUGAACGCAGAGUCUGAAUGUACAGCGCGACUGUCCUGAUCUGAGCGGAUCCGCUCAGUCCUGUGGGCCAAUAACUUCCUCUGUGUCUCUAAUGGUGCUCCUGAUGAAACAGACAUUACACGCGUAUUACAGACAGAGUUUCCUUCAGAUGUCUGUGGAGUUAAACUUCAACUAACAAGAUGGAGAUUCUUCUCAAACUGUUGCUCUGCCAUGAUAGUAGUUGAGCAGAAAGAGAAAUCAGACUGUAGAGGAAUAUUUAUUUUAUUUUAUUUUAUUUUUUAUUUUUUUUUUAUUAGAGCCCAAGCAGACAGUUUUUUGUUUAACAUUUUAUUUUUAUUAUUCUGUUAUUUUAUUUUAUUUUUUUAUUUAUUUUAUUUCAUUUUAAUAGGGCCUAAGAUGGUAGUGUAUUUAAUUUUUAUUAUUCUAUUAUUUUAGGCUAAAAUGGACUUCAGAUUCCUGACUUUUUUCAGCAGUUUUAUUUUAUUUUAUUUUAUUUUAUUUUAUUAGGGCCCAAGCUGAUAGUCUAUUUUAUUUUAACAUUUUAUUUUUAUUAUUCUAUUAUUUUAGGCUAGAAUGGACUUCAGAUGCUUUACUUUUUUCAGCAGUUUUAUUUUAUUUUAUUUUAUUUUAUUUUUUAAUUUUUAUUUAUUUUAUUUUAUUUUAUUUUAUUUUAAUAGGGCCUAAGCUGGUAGUGUAUUUUAUUUUUAUUAUUCUAUUAUUUUAGUCUGGAAUGGCCUUCAGAGGUCUUACUUUUUUCUGGAGUUAUUUCAUUUUAUUUUAUUUUAUUUUAUUUUAUUUAGGGUCAGUCCAGUUAACAGCUCUAAACAUGUUGAGAGUUUAACUAACUAGCUCAAGAUUCUCUGCUGAGCUGUGACUGAAAGUGAAAUCUGAGCGCGAAUGAAGACGGUUUAUGAAGAGAGUUUAAUCUGCACUUGAGCUGCAUGAUCAGUUGAGUUUUGACUCAUUUCUGAACACUCAUGUUUGUGUAGAUGAAGCGUUUGUGUUCAGGUGUGUGUGUGUGUGUGUGUGUGUGUAGAGUGUGUUUCAGAUCUUCUGUUCAUUCUGUCUAUGAUGCCUGUCGUUUCCUCAUAUUGAAUGUCAAAAUCAAACCACAUGAUCUUUCACAAUUUAUGUUUUGUAUUUGACUGAUUAUUAAAAAGAUAAAAGUGAAAAAACUUUGACCUGAAUUUGCCAAGAAAAAAGAAAACAUCAAAAAGUUUUUCACCUUUAUUUA